Messenger RNA from Naumovozyma castellii, 1353 nucleotides. RefSeq lists its product as uncharacterized. The record is from RefSeq and is a predicted model, not a curated record. NCBI's taxonomy places the organism in Eukaryota, Fungi, Ascomycota, Saccharomycetes, Saccharomycetales, Saccharomycetaceae. The transcript has a single exon. Bases 1 to 1353 code for a protein of 450 amino acids.
AUGGAACUGGUAGAUAUUGGAGAUUUCUUUGCAUCAGGGUACUAUAACGAACAUUUUAUAGGGUUUUUGAAAUAUAAUUCAUUGGCGUCGGAUAAGAUUUUCAUAUUGAAUGAUUAUGGUGAUGAUGAUAAGAUUGGUGCAUUUUACAAGAGUACGAUGACCUUACGCGAGUUUGUAAAGAAUGCAUUACAGAAUAAAGGUACUAUGAAUAAGUUUAAGAGGGGGGUGUAUAGUUUUAUUGAUUUGAAGACCUUUUUCCCGUUGGUUCAUGAACAAUUAAAGAGUCUUAAUAGAUGUGUGGAGGGUCAAGGUAAAUGGAUUGUUUAUCCCUUAUUUGUUGUUGCACGUCAAUUAUAUGAGACAUGUUUACGCUUGGACCCUAUUAUUAUGAAAUCUUGUGGUGGGUCCAAUAAUGGUAAGAAGAUUUGUCAAGAGAUGUGGGAAGAUUGUGGACGUGAUAUCCAUAGAAGUUUCACGUUAUGUUUAAAUGAUAGGAAUCCGUAUAUGCCGGAUAAUAGGAAAUAUGGUGUUUACAUGUUUGCCAAUUUAGAGUUUCAAAUUUAUCAUCGGUUACAUAAUAAGGAUAUGAUUGGUAACUUAAUUAAAGUGUUAGAGUCUCGUAUAAAUGUUGGAGUGACUACAUUGAAUGAAUUGCCUAGUUUGGAGGAGAGUCUAGCGGGGGAAUGGCGAUCACAUAUUGUGAUGUUUAAUUAUUAUAUGGGCCAAUAUUAUGGAUGUUAUAUGAAUGAAUUUGGCAAAGCGGUGGAGUAUUUGACGGAGGCAUUGUUGAAUUGUCCGGUUGAUCAAGAAUAUAAUUUUGAUGGUAUUGUGGAAAAGAUUUUGAUGUUGUUAAUACCCUUUGCCAUAUGCUCCAAUAAAGUGUACCCUAAUUUAGACUAUUUGGAAACACGAUUACUGAAGAAUAAGAAGGGUUCUCAGUUACGAGUGAUCUUCGACCCGAUCAUUGAGAGUCUCCGUUGUGGUAAUCUACAGUUAUUUGACAGCACGUUCCAAGGGUUGGAGUUGACGUUUCUAUCCAACGGGAUAUACGUUGUCAUGAGUCACAUCCGGCCCCUGGUGCUGUUGAAGAUGGUCAAGAGAUACCACGCAGUCACGUGCGAGACGAUCAUCCCGUUUGCACAGUUGCUGAUUGCGUAUCGUCUGAGCAAGCAAGAGCAAGAGCAAGAGCAAGAGAAAGACUCACUGGAAGCGCAAAUGGACCAACUCGAAUGCUCGCUGGCAAACCUGAUCGUCGGCGGCUACAUCCGCGGCUAUUUGUCCCACGGAAACCGCUGUAUGGUUGUCAGCAAGAAGGACCCGUUUCCUCGUCUUGCACGGCGAUUACGUAAGUGA